Messenger RNA from Zootermopsis nevadensis, 742 nucleotides. The record is from RefSeq and is a predicted model, not a curated record. NCBI's taxonomy places the organism in Eukaryota, Metazoa, Arthropoda, Insecta, Blattodea, Termopsidae.
CUGUGGACUUCCGCGAUGCUACUUGGCACAGUGCCCCAGAAGACAGUUAUCUUCAUAUUGUAUAUUGUUCUCUCAGUUAGUUGAGAAAAUGUGGUUAAAGGAAUUGUGAGAUUUUACAGGCAUCUUUUCCUUACUUUCAGACAGGCGAUCGGUUUAUUCGGCCACGCUAUGGCAACAGAUGGCGGAUGAAGUUUGAGAUGAACACAUCUGGCCAGAAUGGAUUUACUACGAAAGAGGCUCGUGAAAAUGGUGGCGGAGGGAGUGGGAGAUUGGCAUACACAUGUUUGCUGAUAAACGAACUUCUUGGCGCCAACAUUCAAGAUCUUAGAGACCAAUGUGAUGAGAGAAGAGCGCUCAUUCCAGGAUCAAAUAUCUUUUCCUUGUCACCACUUAGUGCACAAAGCCAAAAGUUGCUUAGUGCACCGAGAAGGUCAAGGAGGAAAAUAUCACCAAUACCCUACAAGAUGUUGGAUGCCUUUUAUCUCCAAGAUGACUUCUACCUCAAUGUUAUUGACUGGUCUUCAGAGAAUGUGUUAAGCGUGGGAUUAGGAACUUGCAUAUAUCUUUUUUGUGCAAGCACAAAUCAGGCUGGAAGGCUGUGAGAUUUAUCUGGAGAUGGCACCUCUGUAACUUCAGUUGCAUGGAAUGAACACGUAAGUAUUGGCCAGACUAUUUUUACUCAGGUCGUUGAAAAGUAUUUCUGUUAAAUUUGAAUUUGGUUGUAAGAUUUGAGGUUUUCACA